AAUUCCCAAGUGAACUGAACGGUCGUCAAUUUGAGGAGAGCGGAGGCGCGCAACGCUUGCAGUGCGCGCGCUUCACCGACGACGCGAUCCAGGCGCUACUUCAAGUUACCGAGUCGAAGAAAAAAAUGGUGGCCAGCGCGAGAGUGCAGAAGCUCCUCCGAAGAUACAAACUCGCGAUUGCCGCCGCCAUAACCAUCCUCCUCAUCCAAGGUCUCGUCGUGUGGAGCCUGAAAAGUCUGGAAGAGGGCGAGGCGCAGAAAAAAACAAGACGCUCUAAACUGCCCGACAACAACAGCCAGGACCAGAAGAGGGAUGCCGCGCUAUUAGAAAGACACAACCCGGUGUCUGGGAGUAACAAGGGCAGAUGGAAGGGCAGGCUGGAAAGGACAGGAGGCACAGCAACCAGCGCGCUAAGAAAAGGGAACAGCCGAAGACAAGGAAAGCCGGCAAUCAGGCUUAAGAAACCCCUCGAGCAGGGGCAAACGGGCACCGGAUUGGAUGGUGUUGCGCCACAUGACCCGUCCAGUAACUUGAGCAAGAAAUACAAUGGCAUCUCUUGUUCCACCGAGAGCUAUUAUAUGAAAUAA
Hippocampus comes (tiger tail seahorse) is the source of this 587-nucleotide messenger RNA. Its product is annotated as xylosyltransferase 2-like. NCBI's taxonomy places the organism in Eukaryota, Metazoa, Chordata, Actinopteri, Syngnathiformes, Syngnathidae. The transcript is spliced from 2 exons. The coding region runs from base 126 to 587 and encodes 153 amino acids. The record is from RefSeq and is a predicted model, not a curated record.